AUGGCCAAUUCUCUCAAAGAUUUCGAGGAAUACCUCACCUCCCUCGCCCCAGCGACCUCCACUAGCCCAUCCAUCCCCGGCGUCGUCCUGCUCGCCGCAAGCCGGGACCCUGCUAUCCCCCAAUAUAGUUUCUCCUGCGGAACCACCUCAGUCUCACCCUCUCGUAGCCCCGCUCCAGCCCUGACGCCCGCUAGCAGCUUCUGGUUCGCAUCCGCCACCAAACUCCUCACCUCCCUGGCAGCCCUGCAGCUUGUGGAGCGUGGCCUGUGGACGCUUCACCGUCCCGUCGCUGAAGCGGUGCCCGAGCUGGGAGCCCUGCAGCAUUUGACUGGCUGGAGUGAAGACGGCCUGCCAACUUAUGGGGAGGAUGUGAAUGGCAAGCGUGCAGGCGCGAGGGUCACGCUACGGCACUUGCUGACGCACACGAGCGGCAUGGGUUACCAUUUCCUCAAUCCCAAGUUGAUCCGGUGGUGGAAGUGGCGGGCUGAACAAGAGGGAAGGGAUGUGCAAGGGAGCUUUGGCGGGACUGUGACAGGGGGCCUGGGCGGCCCGCUGGUCAAUGAGCCGGGGACUGUGUGGGAGUAUGGGCCUGGAAUCGACUGGGCUGGGUUGCUGGUGGAGAGGAUCUAUGGAGAAGAAGAGGGAAAGUUGGGCAGGGUAAUUCAGAGAGAGGUGUUGGGGCCGGUGAACGUGAAGGAAAGAGAGGCCGUAUGGCGGAAGGCGGAUUUGAAAUGGAGCGAACAAGACGCGGAGGAGCGAUGGGUCGACAUGACUGCGAGAGGACCGGAGGGGUUGGUGCCCGCAGGUCCCAUGCCGCCAGAGAAUGCAACGCACGAUCUGGGCGGCUCUGGUAUCAGAUGCCCGGCACAAGACUGGAUCAAGGUCCUAGAGAGCCUUAUCAGGAACGACGGAAGGAUUCUGAAGCCCGAGACGGUGGAGAGGUAUCUGUACCAGCCUCAAUUGGUUGAUGGAGAGGGUCUGCUGGGAUCAAAGCUCAGCCAGAGCCAGCGAACUGUCUUUGCGGCCGGCCCAGGAGGGAGAAUGCUGUCAGGUGGCUUGCCGCUUCCAUCUAAGGAUGGAGAAGCUGAGGACGAGUAUGAGUACAACCACAGUCUGGCCGGCGCGCUGAGCAGGAAGAAAGGCGGAGAGGGAUGGGCAUUGCACUGGGGCGGAGCACCUAAUAUCGAGUGGUUCCUGGACCCUAAUGCUGGCGUAGGAGGUGUGUUUGCCACGCAGUUGCUGCCACCAGUGGACAAGCUGAUGUUGGAUCUGGCCGUCGACUUUCGGGAGAAGGUAAUUGAGGCGUUGGGAACGAAGUCAUAG
Messenger RNA from Cyphellophora europaea CBS 101466, 1323 nucleotides. RefSeq lists its product as uncharacterized. The record is from RefSeq and is a predicted model, not a curated record. Bases 1 to 1323 code for a protein of 440 amino acids. The transcript has a single exon. NCBI's taxonomy places the organism in Eukaryota, Fungi, Ascomycota, Eurotiomycetes, Chaetothyriales, Cyphellophoraceae.